This is a messenger RNA of Aureobasidium subglaciale EXF-2481, 2322 nucleotides long. RefSeq lists its product as uncharacterized. The coding region runs from base 248 to 1987 and encodes 579 amino acids. The record is from RefSeq and is a predicted model, not a curated record. Lineage: Eukaryota; Fungi; Ascomycota; Dothideomycetes; Dothideales; Saccotheciaceae. The transcript has 6 exons.
UUCCGCCUUUCACAACCACCUCGGCCGCGCCCCGCACAUGUCAGUUGACCAACCCCCGCUCUUCCUUUCCUCCACCCGCAAUAUCCGCUGUAGGUAGUCAUAUAGAUCUGUAUCUUGGGACUUCAUCUAUCUCUAAACUACCGUUGUACUUUGCGCUUGAUCCUGCUUCGUCCCGACUAUCGCGAGCUUCUGACCAGGCCCUCGAAUCACACCCCUUCCAAUCAAUUAGCUCCGACCACAUCCCAAAAUGGUUUCUGCUGCUGGAAGAUUAUCCGCUAUAGCAGCUCAAUUGCUGCCUUCACCAUUCUCCUCGCAGAAGGCAGCUCCACAAACCCAGACUUAUAAUACUCAUCAGCUCUCCCCCACAUUCUUCUUACCACGAGCAGCGACCAUUGAGCCUAACGCUCCAGCAAUUUACCAUGUUACCGCCAAUAAAAAGAUCUUGCGAAGAAACUACCAGGAGUUUGCGGAUCGUGCUAGAGGCCUUGCCUACUAUUUGAGGCGACACAAAUAUAAGCGAGUAGGCAUCUUGUGUCCCAACACGCCUGCUUUCCUCGAGGCCAUCUUCGGUAUUGCUGCAGCGGGAUCGGUCAAUGUCGGUGUAAAUUACAGAUUGCAACCAGUGGACAUCACUUAUAUCUUUGAGCAUGCUGAAGUAGACAGCAUCAUCGUUGAUGCCGAGUUCGCUCCCUUGUUGGAUGCUUUCAGGGCCGCGCACCCGGAAAUCAAGAUCUUGAUCGACACUGAUACCGAUGCGACAGAAGGCCAACUUUCAGGACCAUUCGAUGAAGCAGUCCUCGAAGGCUUGAGAUACGAUACCGAGACUGGGUCCAAAGGCUGGGCAGAUCUUGAGCAUACUACCCCUGACGAAAACUCCCUAUUGGCAUUGGCUUACACAUCCGGGACUACUGCAAGGCCCAAGGGUGUCAUGUAUUCGCACAGAGGUGCCUACUUAGCUGCUCUCGGCAACAUCGUCGAAUCAGGACUGAAUUAUCAUGGCGCACAACGUGCUCACUAUCUCUGGACACUACCAUUGUUCCACGCGAUGGGAUGGACUUUUCCGUGGUCAGUAACAGCCGUUCGCGGCACCCAUUAUUGUUUGAGGAAAAUCGACUACCCGGAGAUCUGGCGUCUCAUGAAGGAAGAAGGUAUAACCCACAUGAAUUCGGCUCCAACAGUAAACACACUUUUGUGCAAUGACCCUGGAGCCGUACGACUGGAGCAACCGGUGAGGGUGACUGUCGCCGCCAGUCCGCCUUCAGCUCACUUGUUCAAGACAAUGGAGAACUUGAACUUACAACCAGUGCAUGUUUACGGAUUGACAGAGACUUACGGGCCUAUUACUAAAGGUUAUCAUAUGCAGACUUGGGACCGGCUUCCAGGAGACGAGAAGUAUGCCAAGAUGGCCCGUCAAGGACAUGGUUUUGUGACAUCUUUACCAGUACGUGUCAUUAAGACAGACGUUCCGGAUGACCGCGUCGAAGACGUCGUGCCGAACGGCAAGGAGAUUGGUGAGAUUGUCUUCACUGGCAACAUUUGUUCAAUUGGUUAUUACAAAGACGAAGAGGCGACGAGGAAAUUAUUUGCCGGAGGAGUCUUACACAGCGGAGAUCUUGCUGUUCUGCAUGAAGACGGCGCCAUCCAGAUCCUCGACAGAGCCAAGGAUAUCAUCAUCUCAGGCGGAGAAAAUAUCUCGAGUGUCGCUUUGGAGUCCAUGCUUGUUACACAUCCAGAGAUUCUUGAAGCAGCGUGUGUAGCAGUUCCAGACAGUCAUUGGGGUGAGCGGCCACAUGCCUUUGUGACUGUCAAGAAGGAAGGCCUCAAAGGCGAAGAGGUGAUCGACUGGGCCAGGAACCAGAGCAACAUCAGUCGCUUUAUGGUUCCAAGAGAAGUGACAAUAGUUGCUGAGCUGCCAAAGACGAGCACUGGAAAGCUAAAGAAGAAUGACUUGCGAGAAUGGGCCAAGACUGGCCAGAAGGGGGUGUAAACGGAGCAGCCGGGCGGGAGUGCGGGUAUGUUGAUCGACGUUUACCUUUGCGCGGUUCCGAUCAGACAGACAUUUUACUGCGCUUAAAAGUAGCCUUGGGCAGUGUGGUGGUUUGAGUGACGGGUCGAUGUGCUGAUGUUGCUCAGAGAACACGCGAAUCACGUCAAACAGCUCGCAAGUGAAAAAAGAAGACAGGUGGUUGGACGGCUCAGCCUCGAUAGAGAACGGUUCGUCAUGCAUACCUUAGAUGAGACAAAUCUUUGUCGCGUGUUCUUCUUCCUUCUCUUAAUGAUUAACCCACCAGAAAAUAUUACUUCCGCGAGUCACUCUGCGCA